Molecule: messenger RNA, 2742 nt
Organism: Ictalurus punctatus (channel catfish)
Lineage: Eukaryota; Metazoa; Chordata; Actinopteri; Siluriformes; Ictaluridae
Gene: nsun4
Product: NOP2/Sun RNA methyltransferase 4
Exons: 6
Coding region: 39-1196 (385 amino acids)
Biological process (GO): rRNA methylation
Cellular component (GO): mitochondrial large ribosomal subunit
Molecular function (GO): methyltransferase activity
Source: RefSeq, a predicted model, not a curated record
AUUGUGAGUCGCGGACGCUUUUAGGAGUUGCACACAAAAUGGCGGCGCACACGAGAAUGAGAUUUUUGAUAAACAAGUUCAAAGACUCUGUUUGUUUUAUCCAGCGACGGAAUCGCGUUAAAACGAAAUGGGCCAGCACCAGAGCCAAAGUCCCAGCGACUAACCUGGCUCUGCAGCACUUCGAUGCCACGUAUAAGAAAUACUUCGGGGAGCUGUGGCCGUCCGUCCGUAUCGGGAUGUUGUCCGAGCAGAAGUAUGGAGCCUUGAUGAACAACUUCGCCUCUAAUGCAGACGUGAUCUCGACUUUACAAUCUCAAGGCUGCAGAGACUUCAUCAGAGCUGGAGAAACAGAAACACACGAGCUCUCAGAUGAAUCUGAACAAAAUGAUCAUUCUUCUACAGAACCGGCCCGUAUUAGCUCAAAUAUCCAGUGUUUUGUCUUUCCGAGAGGAGACAUAACUCGAUUCAAACCUGCCAGACCAGACAGCGCAGGAUUACUGAGUUAUUAUCUCCUGGACGCAGCUUCUGUCCUGCCCGUGUUGGCGCUGGACAUCCGGCCGGGUCACAGUGUUCUGGACCUGUGCGCCGGUCCGGGAGGGAAGACGCUUGCUAUUCUGCAGACGCAAGCUGUCCGGUUUCUGUGGGCCAACGACUUGUCUGGGUCUCGCACGGCCCGGCUCCAGAGGACGCUCCAGAGCUUCGUGCCUAAGGAGCUGAGAGGUGAAGACAAGAUCCGCGUCACGUCUCUUGAUGGUCGCAAAUGGAGGAAUAUGGAAGACCUCGAAUUUGACCGAGUGCUAGUGGACGUCCCCUGUACCACAGACAGACAUUCCCUAAUUGAGGAUGAGAACAACAUCUUUAAAAGGUCCAGGACUAAAGAGAGACAGACGCUUCCCCUACUGCAGAUCGAACUCCUGCUGGCGGGGCUCCAGGCGACUCGUCCGGGCGGAGAGCUGCUCUACUCCACCUGCUCUCUGUCUCCGCUGCAGAACGAGUGUGUGGUGGAGCAGGCGCUCGGUCUCGCUCAGCAGGAGAUGGACAUCACGGUGCGAGUGCAGGACCUCGGCAGCUUCGCUCGCCUCUUCUCGGACACUUUCCGCUUCGCCCCUCAGCCGGCGCUCGGGGAACUCGUCCUCCCGCACCUGUGCGCGAACUUCGGGCCGAUUUAUUUGUGCAAACUGCUGCGUGUCAGCUGAAGAGGCCCAGAGUCAGGUUUAUACAUGGUCAGCUGUGUGUAAACGACUCGUUGCAACACUGCCCUCUGGUGGAGAUAUUAAAGAUGUGUUUUCUAGUAACUAAAGACUGGUCAAAGGAAUUUUUACUAGAGGAGGAAAUGUCAUUCAUUUCAGUCGUUGCCUUUUUAAAUCUAUGCAUCGAUCCGAAUAGUCGGAUUGUUACACCGUACCGUGGCGUACAUAAGUAUUCACCCCCUUCAACAUUAUUUUUGUGUCACCAAACCUGGAACUGAAACGGACUUAAAUUCCUCGUGAAGCGCCUUGAAACGUGCAGUGUUAGUCGACAUGACGUAAUUUCCACUGAAUCAGGAAGUCAGGGCGGGACAUUUCGAGUGGCUCCUCCCCCUUUUUAAAUAUCCAAUAGCGUACAGCUUACCUGAAAGCCCGGGCUAAACAGUACUUGACGGUCCGUACCACGGAUAUUUAUAACGUCGGGGGCGGGGCACUUCGGAUUCUAGAGAGCGUUUGAUCGGACAGAAAGUCUGAUGAGAAGCUGAUGUGCGGAAUGAUGUCAUCAAAGCUGUUGAUCCGUAUCGUGUAAAAUUUCGAACGCGUGCGUUUUGUGAAAGCGGUUUUUCUCAUUGUUUUGGAGCGCACUAUAGAUAACCUUAAGGCUGACAUAUUCAUACGGAAAGGCACACUAAACUGCAGUUUUGAGUUCAAGGGGACUUUAACUGGGAUUUUUACGUCACGAAUCUACUCAAAAUUGCCCCUACAUGUGAAAUGGGAGCAAAAAGAAUCACACUGUUAAAAUGAUGGAUUUCAUUUCGUUCUAUGAGAUGUUUAAAGGUUUGAGAUUUUGUUAUAACCAAACCCCGACUCCUACUUUUCCAGAAAUUUAUUCUGGACUUGUUUUGAUCGCUGUUUAUUCCCCAUGAUGCUGUGUGUUUUAAAGCGUGAUCUCAGACUCCAGGAACAGAUGUAGUAGAUUAUAUUGAGAUUUAAUUGUGGACUCCAUUCCACUAAUUAUUGUGACUUCUGAAAGCGAUUGCUUGUAAAUCAUUGGGCAGAAUUACCUUCAUUGUGGCCACACUACUUCUCUAAAUGUGUAAAAUAAUAUACGUUGUGGUCAAGCAAAUCUAGACUAAGCAAAAAUAUUCCUUCAUUUAAUGAUCCUUUUACUCUGUGAGGUUUUACAUCGUCAGGGUAUCUCAAAUAAAAUAAUGACUAUUUUUAAUGAACAAAGUGAAAAAAAUCAUGCACCUUGAGUCCGUGCGUCCAAAAGUUCAGUCUGAAAUAGUAAUAAAGUUUUGAUUUAUUUAUUUUUCCUAUCAAUUUUAUUUAUUUUUUUUUUUUUAAAGUAAAGUGUUAAUUAUUGGUACUUCUCUCUCCGGCCCGUAGAUGGCGAUAUUUGGCAGUUUAUUUAUUAAAAUCACUUGCUGUGCUCUUUUAAAAGUGCCGUAUGACUCUCAUAACCAUCAUAACACUAAACUGUUUUACUUCUCCUCUUAUUGGCUGUGUAAACUUUUUACUGUUCCCCCAAAUGCAGAUAAAAAGUUUAAUUACA